Messenger RNA from Mixia osmundae IAM 14324, 2465 nucleotides. RefSeq lists its product as uncharacterized. NCBI's taxonomy places the organism in Eukaryota, Fungi, Basidiomycota, Mixiomycetes, Mixiales, Mixiaceae. The record is from RefSeq and is a predicted model, not a curated record. Gene Ontology annotation, molecular function: protein binding. The transcript is spliced from 3 exons. The coding region runs from base 72 to 2465 and encodes 797 amino acids.
GACGGCGUUGGAAUUCUUUACGCGAACCUCAGCCAAGAGCAACGCUUCAGCUGAAGGGGUGCCUCACUGGCAUGGGCAGCUCGAGCGCAGGCUCAGCAGUGGGCUAUGCAGACCCCAACGUGUCACCCUCCCUCACGGCCGUCGGAAGAAAGACGCCGCCGAGCUCGCUCGAGCGUUCCAACGGCACGACAGGCAUCAGAUCAAUCUCAUCUGCCAGCCAAUUCCUCUCCCAAUCUGCCUCCGUCAACGGUCUGCCCAACCAGGAUCGCUCAGGUGCAACAUCUCCCUCUCACAACCGAGCGUCUACGGUCGAGUUGUCAGAGUACAACAGGCUCAAAGAGGCACACAAGAGAUUGAGAGGCAGAGUUGCAGCUCUGGAGAAAGAGAACGAAGCGCUCAAGGCGAGCGUGUACGAGCUCUCGAUACGCUAUGGCUCGCUCCUUGCCAAACCGAAGCCGCUCGUGCUCGGCAGCGCGUCAGGCACAGACGAUCGGACAGAUCCCAAACCGCUCAAAUGGGGUGAACAGACUCGUGCGGCGACGCCCGUCAGCUCGUCACUGACACAAUCGCUCGCUGCCACAUCGCUCGCUUCUUCUGUGGCCAGUGACGACGUCCUCGGUCAGAGCGCUACGCGAUUGGCGCUCUCUGACACACAGGCAACGCGUGUACCGCAUUCGGAUGCAGAGACAACGCCCACAAUGGCAUCUGAUCAUUCCACACUGGGCGGCAGCUCGAGUCUCUCUUCUACCCAAAGCUCGUCUCCCUCUGGCGGCAUUCUAUCUUCAGACGAAAACAGUGCAUCUAGUACAGCAGCAGCUCUCCUGCCAUCUCUACCGAAAGAUACCCGGUUACCUCGCUCGCCCAUUCCCGCUCAAAAGCUACAAGACUGGUCUACGUUCGCGGGCGUGCAGGAUACAGAGGGUGCAAAAGAGGUCAUGCGGUACCGGGAGAAAGAGCAAGAACGAGCAAAGGAGGAACAAGCGAACAAGCACAAGGGCGGCUAUCAGUGGGGAUUCGGUUACAACCUCUCUGCUCACAAGGGCGCAAUCUAUGCUCUCCAGUUCUCUCCUGAUGCCAGAUUGCUCGCUUCUGCCGGAUUUGAUGGUAUCAGGAUCUGGGCACCUGAUCUGGCAGUCAAUCCUGCCCAAGCCGACGCAACCUCAAAGCAAACAGAAACAGCCCAACGUCAAAGUCGAGCUUCAGAUCAAGAUACACUGGCUUUCGAUGCAGAAGUUGAGGACGACAGCUUGGAGCUGGUCUCGCCAUGGGACAGAGGUCAAGUGGGAGAAAUAGCACAUUGUCGCUACCACACCGCUCCCGUAUCCGAUCUCUGCUUCUCGCCUUCAUCGGAACGACUCGUUUCGAGCGGGUACGAUUCGACGGUACAGUGUAUCGAUACGCAUCGGGGCGUUGCAUUCAUCAGGCGGCGGACUGCAACGAGCGACAGUGACCUGGCAGAUACGGCUACUCUGACGAGUACUUCUUAUGCUCAUGCCACUACGGGCCUUGCACAAUGUGUUGCUUGGGCGAGGAAUCCUGAUCUGAUCAAUAAUGUCUUCUUCUUCGGCACGAGUAGAAAGACGCUCAGCGUGGUCGACAUCAGAACGCCAGACCAGCUCGCAGCAACGAUCACGAACGAUGCCAUGGUCAACUCGAUCCAAGCAUGCAUCAAAUCAUCGCACCUGCUCAUAGGCGAUGGCAAUGGAGCCAUCAAGACGAUCGAUCUCCGUACGAACCAGUUCAUCGAUCCUUUCAAUAGCCCUACUACGACGCCUCGAGCAAAAGAAGCAGUGAUCAGUCACUUGAGUUUCAGUCCGGGUAUGCAUAAUUCGGAACCUCGUUGGAUGGCCGUUACCUCUUUUGACAACAUCAUCAAGGCAUACGAUAGAGGUUCAGAUCAUACUAAGUUAAGGUACCGACAGACUUUCACACUCAAGGGAAAGAAUCGUACUUGGCCCAUACGCGCUGCAUGGUUCCAAGGCGCAGAUUAUACGGACAUGCUUCCCUCCACAAGAAGGAGCUCCAUUUCACAGCCUUUGCCGCCCCAGUUGAUCGAUAGUCCAGGCAGAUCAAGACCGGCAGGCUACGGCGGCAGUGACCGGGCAGAGGAAGACACUCUCUCCUCUCCUCCGGCACACAGCAAGCGCAAUCAGGCAGAGAGUUCUGUAGCACGCAGCGGUACACUACCGCUCUCUUCGAGUUUGCUGCUCGCUGCAGGCUCUUCGGAUCCCAAAGUGCUCCUCUUCGAUCUGAGCCAUCCUCCCGGAUCGUCGUCUGCAUCGCCUCAGCUCAUACCUGCUCUAUCUCCCGUGCAAGUUCUAGAGGGCCACACAGAAGCAGUGUACACUGUCAGCUUCUUGCGUCAGAGGGGAGAAUACUCAGGCGAGGGCUUAUUGGCUAGCGGAGGCGGAGAUGGGGUGGUGAAGGUUUGGACGCCUCAUGCACGGGAGGACGAAGAAGUCUGA